Molecule: messenger RNA, 2737 nt
Organism: Morus notabilis
Lineage: Eukaryota; Viridiplantae; Streptophyta; Magnoliopsida; Rosales; Moraceae
Product: serine/threonine-protein kinase BLUS1
Exons: 21
Coding region: 365-2506 (713 amino acids)
Biological process (GO): protein phosphorylation
Molecular function (GO): protein kinase activity; ATP binding; protein serine/threonine kinase activator activity
Source: RefSeq, a predicted model, not a curated record
ACGCGCGCUUCGGCGGCGGAAACGAACAAAAUGGUACGAUUACGACACUUUGCAGUUGCUGGCAGAUCUUUCUCAACGUACGCGGUGUAUUUAGCCAAAAAAAAAAAAAAAAAAACUUUACAUAGAAGCAAAGAUAGAUAGAGCCGAUCACAUGAAAGCCUAAAAACUUGGUUAAAAUCCCAUGACUCCUACAACUAACUCUGACUCUUUCAAAAACAAAACUACUUAAAAAGAUUUUGCAAUUUAAUCCCAUUACUCUCUCUCUCUGCAACCAAAAAUCCCCACAUCGGUUUCCUUGUUUUUUUUCUCUUCUCUUCUCUUGCGUUGCGUUGGGAGUUUUUGGAGCUUCUGCAAUCAUCCAUCAAUGGACAAGAAGAAAACUCAGGUCGGAGCAGAGCAUGAGACGGAGAAGAAGAAGUAUCCGAUAGGGCCGGAGCAUUACUCUCUCUUUGAGGAGGUAGGUCAAGGUGUCAGCGCCUGUGUCCGCCGAGCUCUCUGUAAGCCCUUCGACGAGAUCGUCGCCAUCAAAAUUCUCGAUUUCGAACGCGAUAAUUGUGAUUUGAAUAAUGUUUACCGUGAAGCACAGACUAUGGUCCUGGUUGACCAUCCGAAUGUACUGAAAUCUCACUGCUCCUUUGUCAGUGGUCACACUCUGUGGGUUGUCAUGCCAUUCAUGGCUGGGGGGUCUUGCCUUCACAUAUUGAAGGCUGCACACCCAGACGGUUUUGGGGAAGCAGUUAUAGCCACUAUAUUGCGUGAGAUAUUGAAGGGUUUGGAGUAUCUUCAUCAUCAUGGCCACAUACAUCGAGAUGUCAAAGCUGGGAAUAUUCUUAUUGAUUCUCGUGGUGCAAUAAAGCUUGGGGAUUUUGGUGUUUCUGCUUGCCUUUUUGAUUCAGGGGAUAGGCAACGUGUAAGGAAUACAUUUGUGGGGACCCCUUGCUGGAUGGCACCUGAGGUCAUGGAACAACUUCAUGGUUAUGACUUCAAAGCUGAUAUCUGGUCUUUUGGUAUAACUGCAUUGGAGCUUGCUCAUGGCCAUGCACCUUUCUCAAGAUACCCUCCAAUGAAGGUGCUGCUUAUGACGUUGCAACAAGCCCCUCCUGGCCUUGAUUAUGAAAGGGACAGAAAGUUUUCUAGGUCUUUUAAGCAAAUGAUUGCUAGUUGCUUGGUGAAAGACCCUUCACAACGGCCUUCUGCAAAGAAACUGCUGAAGCAUUCAUUCUUCAAGCAUGCUCGGUCAAAUGAUUACAUUGCAAGAACGCUCCUGGAGGGGCUUCCUGAUCUCGGUGACCGCAUUAAGGAAUUGAAGAGGAAAGAGGAAGAUAUGCUUGCACAAAAGAAAAUACCAGAUGGUCAGAAGGAGGAGAUGUCUCAGAAUGAAUAUAAACGAGGAAUUAGUGGCUGGUGUUUCGAUCUUGACUUCUUAAAGGAUCAAGCUUCACUGAUUCAGGAUAUUGACGAAACUGUAUCUGAUAGUAGUCAAACAGGGAGCUCAAGCUCUCUAUCUGCUCUCGAUGUAAACGAAAAGCAAUUAAAGUGUCCGAACUUACCUGAUAUUGCUGACACGGAAAAUAAUUGCAUGAACCAGAGCCAAUCAGCUACUUUUCCAUCAGUCGAGUCAACUUCAUAUGAUUACAAUAGACGUGAUAAAUCUGAUGAUGAAUCCACCGUUGCUAGUUCAAGCCAUGAACAACACAUAUCACAGCACUAUUCCCCUCUUCAUGACAAUCGCGUUGAAAAUAAUUUGGCUGAAAAGCCUGAUUUAGAGAAGAGUGGAAGAAAUUUGGAGGCCUUGGAUAUGCAUUCUCAAGAUAGAAGUCAAGGCUCAUUGGAUCAUGCCGAUUUACCAGGAUUUGUGAAUCUACAGAUUAAAGAAGAGAGUGAAAAGUUGCAAGGUCGAUCCCAGAAUGGUUCAACUUGUAAUGCUGCAGUAGUGCAACAUCCAGUAGACGAUGUGGCUUUUGAUGUUUCUUCAAGACUAUCUAAAUCACCAGCAGAUGGUGAAGAAAUUGAUGAGAAAGCAAAGGAACCUGUCGUUCAGCAGAAAGGACGUUUCAAAGUCACAUCCGAGAAUGUUGACGUGGAAAAGGUAGUGUCUACUCCUACGCUGCAAAAGAGUCAAAGCUUGCAGGUGAUUGCUCCACAUCAGCAGGUUCCUUCACCAUCUCCUUUUCCAUCACCGCAACCAUCAUUUCCACCAUCACCAUCUAAUACUGCUGCUUCAUCUGCUUUUUAUGGCGGUUCUCUUUUCUCGUUGUUGAACACUAUUUUGGAGACUAAUAUAGUUCAGAGGGACGUUAUUUUGAGUAUAAUGAAGCAAGUUGCUGCCAGUGACUUUACAGCUAAUGGACGUUGUAUGUCUUCUGGUGUCAUGGAACGAACUAUGCUUGAAGAAGCUCUCGAGAGGGAAAAACGGUUACUUCAUGAGAUAACUGAUUUAAGUGGGAGGCUCUUAGGUACCCAAGAUGAGCAACAAAAAAAUAAAACAGAAAAUGUGGAGGUAUAAUUCUUUUACAUCCGACCGGCCUAAUGGAUGUUGGACGAUUUAUUCGAGUUCUUUUACUCCGAACCCACGCCAUUCUUCGCAUAAAAAAGGGAAAUAUGUAGAGGAAGGAACGGAUCAUAAUGGCUCAGUGGCGUAGCAUCAUCAACAGCUAUAUUGCCCUUGCUAUAUAUGAUCUGUACUAGUUUUUAAUAAUAGAAACUAGUUCUUAGAUUCACAACGAUAUUAUUUCAU